This is a messenger RNA of Sorex araneus (European shrew), 2757 nucleotides long. Its product is annotated as zinc finger and SCAN domain-containing protein 9. The record is from RefSeq and is a predicted model, not a curated record. Gene Ontology annotation, molecular function: RNA polymerase II cis-regulatory region sequence-specific DNA binding; DNA-binding transcription factor activity, RNA polymerase II-specific. Gene Ontology annotation, biological process: regulation of transcription by RNA polymerase II. NCBI's taxonomy places the organism in Eukaryota, Metazoa, Chordata, Mammalia, Eulipotyphla, Soricidae.
AGUGAUGGGUAAUCAAGUGUCAGAGAGUAACCGUUAGGUUUAAAUAUAGUCUUGUCUGUAAGCGUUCACUGUAUUCUAACUACGUUACCUAGUCAAGUAAUGAAUGAUACAGUAGUAAGAUAAAUGCUGUCUGUGUCUGACGUGGAAAGUGUUGAUGGUUCUAUUUUUGGGAGCCGCGAAACUUUGUAGAAAGUCUUUAGGACUUGGAAUCAGUCUAAAGUUUUUCUCUCCUGUAAGUUGAGUGAAAAUGUUACCAUAUCCUAAGUGGUUGUUGUGAAGCCUUAUUUUACAACCUCAGGUGAAGAUUUCAAUAAAAGUUACUCUAUUUAGUCAAAGAUGGAAUAAGGUAUUCCUUCUUUCUCUAGAUUGAUUUUUAGAUAUUUUCUUAAAAUCAUAAUUGAUUUUUAGAUAUUGUCUUAAUUUCCUGUGUGAGCUGUGUGGCCUCUCAUACCUCCACGAACCCUGAACAGUAUUAUUGCUAUUUCUUUUUCAUGUUCGGAAACAGAAAUUGAGGGCUAGGGAGAUAGCUCAAAGGACUGGAAUGUACCCCACCUUAAAAAAAGAAAGAAAUUCAGGGGUCAAAGCCAUUGUAUAAGUGGGUAGGGCAUUUGCUGUGCACUUGGCAGACCCGGUUCAAUCCCGGGUGGUACCCCAAGAACUACAAAGAGUAAUUCCUGUGUGCAGAGCGAGGAGUACCUCCUGAACAUUGCUGGGUGUGGCUCAAAAGCCAAUAAAUAAUUAAAUAAAUUCAAAUAGAAAGAAGAAAAAUUGGUGCAAAGUCCAAUAAUCAGUACAUAGUGGAACCAGAAUACAAAGCAGAUUUAGGGACUUGAAAGUUUGUGCUUUCUGCAUGGGAAUUACUGUUCCCAUUUCUCCCAUUCUUGUGUCACUGAGUCACUGUCCUUUGAAUGUAGGGUUGUAGUUGCUUCUAUUAUCAGUUCAGCUAUUGUCAUUUUCCUUUAUAAAAAGUGAUUUUCUUUCUGCUUAGGAAGGAACUUCUAGUGGUGGCUGGCAGAUACCUUUAAAGCUUUCAAAGUCAAGAUGAAUACAGAUGCCAAGGGGGCUUUAUCCCUAGACAUGCCAGCUCCGGAGGUACUAGAAGAACUUAGCAAGAAAGUAGAGGUUGCAGGUCACCUCCAAAUGCAGGAGCCCAUACCGAAAUGCAGUUACCCACUGGCCAGGGAAAUCUUCCAGAGGCGCUUUCGGCAACUCUGCUAUCAGGAGACCCCUGGACCAAGGGAGGCACUUGCCCAGCUCCGGGAGCACUGCUACCAGUGGCUGAAGCCACAUGUGAGUACAAAGGAACAGAUUUUGGAUCUGCUGGUACUGGAGCAAUUCCUGUCCAUCCUGCCCAAGGAACUGCAGGGCUGGCUGCAGGAACACUGUCCAGAGAGUGGGGAAGAGGCCGUGGUUCUACUGGAAGACCUGGAAAGAGAACUUGAUGAGCCACACCAGGAGAUGGUAACCCACAGACAUGGACAAGUAAUUUUCUGUAAAGAUAAAGUGGCUGUGGGAGAACAAAAAUUCCUAAACCUUCAGUUCCAGCGUAAGGAGCCCCAGCUCUCACAUGACCCUGCCUGGGAACCCCAUCCCACUCACGAGACAGAUGGAAUGACCAAGAUUGAGGACAGGGAAUCAGUGCUAAGGAAGGAAUGUCCUAAAGGAGUGGAGCCACAUGGGAAAACAUGGUCUGGACAGAGCUGGAUGCUGCCCCAUCAGGAUCCCCAAUGUGGAGAAGCUGGUCGGAGAGACCCACUGGAAACCCCCCAAGCAAUAGAGGGAUCCCACAAAUGUGAGGAAUGUGGGAAGAGCUUUGCUCAGAGCUCAGCUCUUACUCAACAUCAAAGAAUUCACACUGGAGAAAGACCCUAUGAGUGUAACGAGUGUGGGAAAACCUUCAGCCGGAGUUCCGGGCUGUUUAAUCACCGCGGCAUCCACAAUAUACAGAAACGGUAUCAUUGUCAGGAGUGUGGGAAGGCCUUUAGUCAGAGUGCGGGGCUGAAUCAGCACCAAAGAACCCAUAAAGGAGAAAAGCCCUAUGGGUGCAACCAGUGUGAGAAAAGCUACGGUCUGCGUUCAUUUCUCAUUGAGCACCAGAGAAGCCACACAGGAGAACGACCUCAUCAGUGCCCUGAGUGUGGAAAAAGCUUUAAUCGCCACUGCAACCUCAUCCGCCACCAGAAGAUCCACAAAGUGAGCAACGUGGUCUAAUCCUCGCUGUGUGCAAGCCUUCUCAGUUACCUGCUGGAAUGUGUGGGCCGGAGAGAUAGUAUAAAGGGUAGGACACUUCACUUGCAUCCCAUAUGUUUCAACCCCAGGUUCAAUCACCAGCAUCCCAUAUGGUUCCCUGAGUCUACGAGGAGUGAUCUCUCAGCACAGAGCCAGGAGUAAGCCCUGCUUACUGAGUAUUGCCCAAAACAACAGAAACCCAAGAUCAGGGUGCUGUGAGAGUUGAUUUCAGGUUGUGCAUGGAUUAACUGAAUUAAUCCAGUAGCAGAAAUGAGUUAGGUAUGAUCCCCACCCCAGGGGGGAAAAACAGUAUGAAUGGGAUCUUGUCGGACUAGCUGCUGUCUUUCUGUGUUUGGGAACAAAUAUCCUAAAGGAAGAUUUGUUAUUUUUAAGCUGCUACUUUACCUUUGCCUCCUCCACCCCUAUUGUCUUAUACCACCCCCAUUCUUACUAUUUAUUCACCCACUUAGCUGCUACACUUUUGAUUGUAAUAAAUGAUACUUCUGAUGCCAACAUGCUUGAAAGAUC